This is a messenger RNA of Melozone crissalis (California towhee), 924 nucleotides long. RefSeq names its product PHD finger protein 7-like. The record is from RefSeq and is a predicted model, not a curated record. Lineage: Eukaryota; Metazoa; Chordata; Aves; Passeriformes; Passerellidae. The transcript is spliced from 10 exons. Bases 1 to 924 code for a protein of 307 amino acids. Gene Ontology annotation, cellular component: nucleus.
AUGUCUUACAGCAAGCAGGAGGGCCCUGGUGCCAGGGAGCCAGCCUGCAUGCUGUGUCGCCGUGCAGAGGCUGACCCAGACAUGUGCGGUGACAAACUGCAGAAGGGUGGGCUCUGUGCCCACGUGUUCUGCAUGUUCUUCGCCACUCUACUAUUUCAGCAAGAGCCAGACCGCGGGGGACUCAUCGACUUUCUCCCUCGAGAUCUCCUAAUUGCAGUGCGGCAGGCGGCACAGAAGUGCUGCUGCGUCUGCGGCCAGAGCGGGGCAACCAUCAUGUGCUGCACGGAGGACUGUGACAGAUGGUUCCACCUGCCCUGUGCCAAGGAGGCCGACGGUGUCAAUCAAUAUAUUAACCCGUUCAGCUCUUUCUGCCCUGAGCACCGUCCAGAGCAGGAGGUGGAGGCGACUCCUGAGCCGGACACCGUUUGCCCCAUCUGCAUGGAGCCUGUGGAGGACAGAAAGACCUUCACAACAUUGGUGUGCCCAACGUGCAAAAGGGCCUGGUUCCACAGAGACUGCAUCCAGAGACAAGACCCAACAUGGGAGGACAACGAUGCCUUCGCAGAUCUAGGAGUGAGGCACGGCCAGUGCAAUGCCAGGGAUUGCCUUUACCCUGGAGGCAGGGAGGAGGCAGAGGAACAGGGGCCCUGGGAAUUGCUCCUGUGCUCCUCCUGUGCUGCUGAGGGCACCCACAGGCGCUGCUCUGGCCUGAGAAGCAGCACACACAAAUGGGAGUGUGACACCUGUGCUGGGCUCGGAACAUCCUCCACGGAUGAGUCAGAGCUCAAUGGCCCCAGGCCAGCCAGACAAGACAGGCAGCCACAGCAGGCCCCAACACGCAGCAUGGCAGCAGGCACUGCCAUCUUCCUCACUGGACACCAGCAGCAUCAGCAGAUCAAGGUCAACAUGCAGCACAUCCCCUGA